This is a messenger RNA of Physella acuta, 5221 nucleotides long. RefSeq lists its product as uncharacterized. NCBI's taxonomy places the organism in Eukaryota, Metazoa, Mollusca, Gastropoda, Physidae. Gene Ontology annotation, molecular function: protein serine/threonine kinase activator activity; nucleic acid binding; zinc ion binding. Gene Ontology annotation, biological process: positive regulation of nuclear cell cycle DNA replication; regulation of cell cycle phase transition. The record is from RefSeq and is a predicted model, not a curated record. Gene Ontology annotation, cellular component: Dbf4-dependent protein kinase complex.
UAUAAUGGCUUAUUCCAACAAUGAAUCGUUAACUAGAAUUUAGAUCUAGAUCUAGAUCUAGAUAAGAGUCUAGUUAGUCUAGAUCUAACUAUUCAUUAUAUACUGUGACUAGAUCUAGAUCUAUAUCACAAACAUAAAACGAAUUAAUAAUUAAUUAAUUAGUCUAGUGAAGUGCAAUAUUUCAUCGAUGUGAAGAUGACCUCUCAUAGAAGAAAAUCGAUGAAAAUGAAACCUAGUCGUGAUAAGCCUUGUUCCAGUCAGAAAGUAAGAAAAAGAACAAACUGUGCUGUCAUGGAGAAGCAGAGCCUGCCAUUGUCUAACAAGUUUAUUUAUAUGGAUGUAAAGCAUGGCAAGCAGGCAGACUUAAUGGAAGAACAGUUAAAGAAGCUAGGAGCUAAAGUUGAGAAGUUUUUAAGUGGUGAAGUGAACUAUGUAAUAUCAGCCUCUGGACCCACCCAUUGUAAAACCAGUGAGCGACUGAAUGUUUGGGAAGAAAACCCUCAAAGUCCAUCUUUGACUAGUCCUUUUAACUGUGGACCUUCUCCAUCUGGAUGUACAGAUACCAAGAGAGUUGUGGUUUCUAGAGGUAAAGCUCUAGCCCAGAUAGCGUGUGCCAAAAACCAGACAAGUUCUGUCGUUGCAAAUGCUGAAAAACUUGGAAUUAAAGUAAUUUCAUUUGAUGUCGCAACUAAAUGGCUAGAAAAAGAGCUAAAGAAGAUUGAAAAAGAGUUUAAAAAUGAGGGUGUGCUUAAAAAGGUUAGUGAACGUAAGCCAAGAUGCAGCAAGUCUGAAAUAAAGAAAAGAAGGAAAUUGUUGAGGGACAACUAUAUCAAGUUUGAAGCUGUUAAUAAAUGCCAUAGACCAAUAAAAGCAGAAUUUCCACGUUUGCCAAAGCUCAAUUUGUUAUCACCACCUGGUAUUUGUCCUUUUGGUGAAGCUAAAUUAAAGGUACAGCAUCAGUAUCGUCCGCGAAAAGCUGCUCAAGAGAACAGUCAUAAUGCGCGGAUGGAUACAGUUAAAACAUUAGACUCGAACCCUACUAAAUUGGAUGAACCUCGGUUAAUGCAGUCUGUUUCAUUAGUUCCUGAACUUGUUGGUGUGCCCAUUGUAACAGCUGGGGAUGUCAAAUGCAACUUAAACCUGAGAUUGAAAAAAUUAACCCAGAUAAACAAACAGCAGGGUUAUUGUGAUUGUUGUGAGCUGAAAUACAAAGAUUUAGAACAGCAUUUGAUCAGUGAAGAACAUCGUACAUUUGUUAGAGAUAAAAGUAAUUAUGAAAGCCUUGAUGCACUAAUCAGCAAAAUUCCAUCAACUGUUGAGUUCCUGCAGACUGUUUUAAUGAAGCACUGUGUACAGAAGCAGAAAGAUGUUGGCACUGACACAAUGUGCAGUCUUCUGACAAUAGAACCACCAAUUUCACCUUUAACAACAGAAAGAACAGCAAUUUACACUUUAGAAAAAGCCUCACCUUCCCACAAUUCAAUGCCUGUAACAGAUGCUGAACUUGUUUCACAAGUAGAAAAUACUCCUGUAAAAGGAAAAAAUAAUGAAAAAUCUCUUCAAGCUGUUGUUAUUCGUAGACCAAUGCCCAGUGGUAUAUUCACAUCACCUCGCCGAAAACAACCAACACCAAGUAAAAAACCAUGGGUUCAAGAGCGCUCGAUGGUGUUCCGAGAUUCUCCCAUGGCUAGUUUGCAGCCAUCUUGUAGCAGUAGUCCAAGUUUUCUUGCAACAGAUUCUAAUGUGUUUUCCCCUCAACUGUUGAAUGUCAAAUUCCAGCCAAAGAAAACUGUAAGCAGAUCAUUAAUUAACAUAAUAGAUUUUAACCAAAAAACUACCUCUGAUACCACUGAAACUAUCUCUCAAGAUGAAUGCACCCAGGCAAAACUGGAGAAUAAUACAAGUCCUUCUGUGAAACUAGCAAAAGAGGCAAAGUGCAUAUCUAAUUUCAAGCACAACUCAGCAGAUGAAAUUGGUAAAAAUGAAUUGCAUGACGGUACAUGCCAAAAUAAUUCAAUGAAUUGUUUUGAAGAGAAUGAAAGUACAAAUCUAGGUAACAAUACUCUACAUAAAACUCAACUGGAAGACCAUUUAAGUAUACCUGAGCUAAUAUCUGUUAACACUGAAGAUGAUUUGACUGUAGGAAACAACUUGAAAAGACAAAAGUGUAAGAAAAAGAUGCAUAUAAAACGGGACAAAAUAAGAAAUAAAUUGAAAGCGGAAGUUGUAAAAUCUGACAUAAUUGUUCCUUGCAUUGCUGACAGAGUGAAGAAUAGAAGUAGAAAUAAUAGUGAAGUAGCUAAUAUUGUUCAAGAUGACAUUCAUAGUGCUACUGAGAUCCCGCAACUAAUUAGUUCACCUCAAGCGCCAUUGUCAUCACCCAAUAUAAAAACAUGUUCAGAACAACUAAGUAAUAAAAUGAACACAGAUCAAAACCUGGUUUGUAAAAACACUGGUAAUGAAAUAAUUAUGACAACUCCAUUUGAAAUGGAUACAGAAAAAGUAACAUGUCAAAAUAAAAUAGAUGCAAAAAUGGUUGUAGUAUCGUCUUUAAAAUGUAGAAACAAUACAGAAACUAUUGAGACAACUCAACAUAGAUAUAAAGAAGAAAAAUCUAUGCCUAGUCACAAGAAAACUGAAACAGACAAAUCAUGUGUAACCCAGCAUCAAUUGAAAAUAAGAAUUGAUACAUCUGAUGUAACUCCAGUAAAAAAGAACAUUGACUCAAAAAUAUUAGCUGGAUUAAAGCAUGAUUCAGAACUAUCCUAUACCCCUAAGAAAAUUGAACUAACAACUGAGUUUGUGCCAUCAUGUAAGAAGAAUAUUUUUAUGGCAAUACAAUCUUGUAAUGUAGAAACCGCCUGUAAACUUCAAACAACUAAUUGUAGUAAUGUGAAAUCUGUUGAAGCAGAUGAAGCACCUGUGAAGCAUCAAACAGCAUUGCAUAACGAGAGAAUAGAUAUUGGCACUGAUUUAAGUUUUCCUGUUAUGUCUAUUCAGGAGAAGAUUCAUACAUUUAAUGAAAAUACACUUCCGUCACAACAGGAAGAGAAACUGAGUCAUUUAAAAGAGCAGGUUCCUUUUAAUCAGUUUGUGCAUAACAAAAAUGGAAGUCAUUGUCUCUAUCCAUCUGUUACAAUGUGUCAUUUGAAUAUUUCAUCAAUGAAACCCAAAAAAUGUUCAUACUUAGAAAAGUUAAAAAAGAAGCACUGCGUCGAGGUUGGACUAGAUUCUCCUAACCAAUUGUCUAAUAGACAAUUAACUAAAAAGAUGGAAGGUGCACUGAAAGAAAUUGUAACCCCUUCAAAAACUAGUUUGAAAGCAGUAGAGGUGAAGCAUAAAGAAGACAAAAAGAGUAACAAGACAAUUUGUGAAACUGAGUUAUGUACAGUUAAAAUGUUUCCAGUUCCAAACAUUGCUGACUGUGUCAAAACUCGAUGUCGUAAGCAAACUACUGAUAUAUUUAAAUACAAUGAAGAAAACAACAAAAAAACUGAGAAUCAAAAAGAAGAGAAACAUUCCUCUCUUAACUUCAGUAGACCAGACCUUGAAGCCAAAUCUAAGAAAAACAAUAUUGAAAAAACAGAAGAGGAAACCCUUACAGUUGUGCCAAACAUUGCUGAGUGUGUUAAAAAGAGACGUUCUUGUACUAUGUUCAAUCAUGAAGGGCAGUAUACUUUAAACAGCUUGUUCAGAGAACUAAGCAGCAGCUCUAAAAAGUCUACUAAAACCAAGCGGGGUGUAAAUCUCUCAAGCUCUGGAAAUGUCAAUUCUGAGGCUGAAGACAGUGAAAUUAGUUGUAAUCGUGGUAGUGCAGUAGUUAUUAGAAGGAAGAAUCAAAAACAACUGAUUGAUAGACGUCCUGUCAGCAGAGAUUGGUCAAUCGUUGAAGCAGAUAGUUCAGAGCAUUCUUCUUCAUUAGUACACAAUGAAAAUAAUGUAUCUAGUCAGCAGAUUUCAACAGAUAUAGAUAGGCCUAUUUCAGCUAUGUCAUCAGAGAAUAGUAUUCUAAAAGAUAAUCAUGCUCAUGCAAAUUCAGUUGAAAAGACAAAAGUUAAAAUUUGUGAAGGUACUUCCAGUAGUCCUGGGAUUAAAAUGAAGAUAAAACGGCAUUUUAACAAUAUGUUCUCAUCUUUUUUAGAAGAUGAUAAUUUUUCUCCUACUGGUGCUGCUGUAAAACGUAGAAAAUUGGAACAUAUAGAAAGUAAACAUGAAACUGAAAUAAGCAUUUCAAGUUUAAACAGCAUAUCUCUAAGCUUAGCAAAUCGAGCUCCUAGUCCAAGAUUUUCCUCCCCUAAAGAAAACAAGUUUGUUAAGGCAGCAGUUGAAAAUGUGCCAUAUGUGUCCUUGCUUAGGUCACCAUCACCUGUAUUCACUAUGCCACAGCACUCGAAUAAUCCUCAGCCAACAAACAAACACAACACGAGUUCUAACAUUUUUAAUAAUCUGAAAUCAGCAUAUGAUUCCAGAGGGGAAAUAGAUUCUUCUAAAAUGCAAGCUAUGCCUCUAAGCAAAUUACCUAUUAACAAUGUUGGACAAAUACAUACCAAUACCAUUGUCAAGUGUAGAUCUCUGUCUCCUGAAAGAAUACACAAUUCCCAGCUCGACUCACCUUAUAGUAAUUCAAGCAUCCAGGAUACUGAAGAAGCUUUAGAAAUAAGUAGUACAGAGCACAGUGAUAGUAGUUCAGUUGACUUACUAACUGAUUCCACUUCUUCUUCUGAAACUUCAUGGGAUUCUUCAAACCAUUGAAAAGUCUGUUGAUCUGUUACUUGUAAAUAUGAAUGAAAUAUAGCUCAGAGACUUAUACUUUUUGAGCUCAAUUAAAUUAAAUGUUUGACUGUUGGUUAACUAGUUUUAACCUAUGUAUUGUAAGCAUCUGUUACAUGUACAUUGUACAUUUCUUAGAAGUCAAUAUUUAAAACAAAUGUGUUUGAAUAGGCAGAAUAUACUUUUUAUAUUUAAUGGACUGAAUAGUUUUAAGUGUAAAAUAUUGUGACAUUGUUAAUGUCAGCUUGUUGGUAUUUUUUAUUGUUUGUAAUUUUACCUUGUGUAAUAAUAAAUUCUUGAUUCUAAAAGUUUUGACACUUAUUUUAAUUUAAAAUAAUGGGAACUCUACUGUAUUAUACAUCAAGCAUAUGGGCUUGUUUUUCUACUCAGGGCUUAAUUUCCAUUGGUCAGAAGUUUUAAUAAUAACAUUUUAUAGAUGUUAUGUAUUAAA